AUGCGUGUAAAUGAGGACACAGUGCUGAGAGGGCAGUGGGUGAUAUUAGUACCGUAUGAGCCUCACCAUGUUGUCAGGUACCAUGAGUGGAUGAAGUCAGAGGACCUACAGAAACUUACAGCCUCUGAGCCCCUGACCCUGGAGCAGGAAUAUGAUAUGCAGUGCAGAUGGAGAGAGGAUAACGAUAAGUGUACCUUCAUCAUACUGGAUGCUGCAAGAUGGGAUCAGGGAUGCCCAGAAGAGCAGUGCAUGGUGGGAGAUGUUAAUUUGUUUAUCACUGAUCCUGAAAACCCAGCAUUAGCAGAGAUUGAAAUUAUGAUUGCAGAGCCCACAUGUCGUGGCAAGGGGUUUGGUGAAGAGUCGACGAGACUCAUGUUAUUCUAUGGUAUUUCUUCUUUGGGAAUCUCUACAUUUCAAGCCAAAAUAGGUCAGGAGAACAUGAAGAGUGUUCAGCUCUUCCAGAAACUGCAUUUUGAGGAGGUUUCUUUUAGCUCAGUAUUCCAGGAGCUCACUCUGCAGUGGAAAGUGACAGAUGAAGAGAGGCAGCAGCUUCUGGAUACAGCCCAUUUUACAGUGACAUCAUACAGAAAUCUGAAAGUGCCAGAAAAUCAGGAAAUAAAUAGCAUACAAUAG
Messenger RNA from Staurois parvus, 633 nucleotides. The record is from the annotation of a GenBank genome assembly. Lineage: Eukaryota; Metazoa; Chordata; Amphibia; Anura; Ranidae.